Molecule: messenger RNA, 4927 nt
Organism: Pristis pectinata (smalltooth sawfish)
Lineage: Eukaryota; Metazoa; Chordata; Chondrichthyes; Rhinopristiformes; Pristidae
Gene: prune1
Product: prune exopolyphosphatase
Exons: 8
Coding region: 68-1459 (463 amino acids)
Cellular component (GO): cytoplasm
Molecular function (GO): exopolyphosphatase activity
Source: RefSeq, a predicted model, not a curated record
AGGGCGCAAGAUUCGUAGGUUGACGCAGGCGCGGUAGUAUUGCGAUGUUGCCGGUGGGAAGGUAUCAAUGGUGAGGCGGCGGCGGGGCGGGGAGAAGAUGGAAGCAACGCUGCGGGGCAGCCGGGCGGCGCUGGAGCUGCGUGGGAGUGGUGCCCCAGGAGUGCAUGUUGUCAUGGGAAACGAAGCUUGUGACCUGGACUCCAUGGUCUCUGCCAUUGCAUUUGCCUACUUCCUAACCAAGACGUCAUUGGAGCAAAAGACUGUCUUCGUGCCCAUCUUAAAUAUCCCACGAUCAGAGUUUCCUUUGCGUGGCGAGUGCACCUUCCUCCUCCGGGAAAAUCAGUUUUCCGAAGACCUGCUGACAUUUCGGGAUGAGAUCGAUCUGCACAGCCUGCACAGGGAGGGUCGGCUGACAUUGACACUGGUUGACCACAAUGUCCUACCCAGAGGUGAUGCAGCCCUGGAGAAUGUGGUGACACAAGUGAUCGAUCACCGCCCCCUGGAGCGACCUUUUACCCCUGGCUGUUUAGUAACCUCUGAGCCCGUGGGCUCCUGUGCAACCCUGGUGACCGAGUGGAUCGUCCAAAGAGCGCCUGACAUUCUGGAUAAGCAGCUUGCUUUCUUACUGCGCAGUACCAUUGUGUUGGACUGCAUCAACAUGGCUCCCGCAGCAGGGAAAGUCACACCAAAGGACUCUGAGUAUGUUGCUCUUUUGGAAUCCAGAUUUCACGAUCUCCCACCCAGAGCCACUGUCUUUGAUGCACUGCAGGAAGCCAAGUUUGACAUCAGUGGGUUGACCACUGAGCAGAUGCUGAGGAAAGACUUGAAAGUUGUGUUUGGCGGAGACCUUCGACUGGCCAUCAGUGCCAUCUACUUGACGCUUGAGGACUUUUUGGCCCGUCCCUGUGUGAAGAACGAAUUGGAAGAAUUCUGUCAGACGAGAGGCUAUGACGUUCUGGUUACCAUGACCAUCUCCUUCAAUGAGAAGAAGGAGCCUUCCCGCCAACUGGCUGUCUACAGCCCUUGCAGCCAUUUGAGGGAAUUGGUGAGCUGCGCAUUGGAGAAGUCUGAGGCCCCGUCACUGCAUCUGUUGCCAAUGUAUAGCCCCUCCUCUGAGAUCAGUGCCUACUCCCAGGGCAACAGGUUGGCUUCUCGCAAGAAGGUCCUUCCCAUCAUUGAGGGUUUGCUAAAGGCCCGGGAGAAGGAGGGAGCAGCAGCCAUGCACAGAUGCCAAGGAUGGAAUGACUGCAGUGACUCAGCCCAGCUGUUGCCAGCCAGCUGCACAGACAUCUGCCAGGACGAAGACUUGCAGCUGCCUCCAACACCCAUGAACAGCCUGGUAGAGGGUUGCCCACUGGAUGGUGGCUUGCCCAAGCUGACACCAGAGGCCAUUCUGGAGAAGUUCAAUCAAAUACCCGCAGAGGGGCUGGCAGAUACAGACUGCUCUGUCUGCCAUUAGCCGGGGAUUGGCCUGAUUUGGCUGAGUUUCCCUUUGAUUUUAUUUUGAGACAGUAGGUAGGAGAAGCCAUUUGAACCACUUGUUGUGACUGACCCUUACCGGGGCCUCAAGGCAGAAAGUCGUGGUGAGGAGGACAAUGGGAAUGUGGGCUUAGCCCAGCCACAAGCUGUGUCAGGGAGGUUCUUCCCAUCCCAGCUGUUGACAAUUGGACUUGCUGACAUUGGGGCUAGGAUCAAUCUUUGCUCUUCCACAUAAUCCUACAGUUACCACAUCUUAACAACAUAGGAACAGAAGUAGCCCAUUUAACUCUAUGACUUGCUAUUCAGUACAAUUGGGGUGAUCUGUGCCACAAACUCCAUAUUACCUCCCCCCUUUCACCAGUAAAAGUCUAUCAAUCUUAGAUUUAAAAUUAAAAACUAUAAAUUUCCAUUAACAAGCAAAUUCCAAAUUUCUAGCAUCCGUUGUGUGCAGAAACGUUGCUGAGUGUCACUUAAGUAGUUAGCAGUAAUUUUUACAAUAUGCUCCCUAUCCCGGACUCUCCAGCCAGCGAAGAUGGUGUUUUCUACCCUGUCAGUUCCUCUUUUAUAUAAUCUACAGUAAUAAAAUUACAACCUUUUGAAUCACGCAAUUAUAUCUUGAGUAACUUUUCCCUGCAGUCCAGGUAUCAUUCCGAUAAACUGAGGCCUUGCACCUUCCAAUACCAACAUGUCUUUUGUGGGUAGGGUAUUUCCCAUGCAUUGGUGGUUUGCAGGGAUUCAGUUAAGACUCCUGUGUAUCCUUCAGGAGAGGAUGGUGAGGAAAGAUGUAUCCUUCAUCUUUUGUCGAUGUAAAUCUUUUGGAGUUUGGGAAAUUUGGGUGCAUCCUUGAAAGGAGAGAAUGGCCCUUCAUUGGUUGCCAUAUAUUAUCAGGUUUGCAGUUAAACAAAUAUAGAACAGUACAGCACUGGACAGACCAUAGCCCAAGAUGUUGUGCUGAUCUUGAUGCCAAUUUAUACUAAAUGUCCAGGUUAGCAAGUUCCUGGCUUUGCCUGGCUCUCUGGACAGUUAUCCAGUGUCUUGCCUCUUUCCCCAGAGUCCCAGUAAAAUAAAUCUCCUUUUCCUCACUGGACUGUGAGACAAGGCAAGGGGUAAUUUUGAAUUAUCUCCCAAUGCAGCAACCACACCAAGUUGCACGAUAGUUCUGAGGGAGACAUAGACCAUUACUCAAUUAGAGAGUGAGCACUCACUGAUCACAAGGGAGCAUCUCCUGGUAUAUUCUGCAUAUCAGCAGAUGCUGAGGUCCUGGGAAUUCCAUUCUGCAUAAAUCGCAGAAGCUGCAUUUUAUGAGUGGGGAUAUGUGCAGGACAAGUAUCCGAACCCAUAGGUAUGAUAGAAAUCAUAGUAACGUUAAAAACAGGAGGAGGCCCUUCUUUUCCAUGCUGUAACAAAUUUGCACAGGGAGCAGAUGAAAAUCUCAAGUCUUCCAUUUCACUUCAGAAUAUCAAAGGUGCCUUUUUAAAGUGUGUGUCUUUUUAAAAAAAAAUACAUGGAUCGAGGCAGGGAAAAUUACAAGCAUUCGCUGAUCUGGAGAGACUCCCCCUCAACUCUGUCUCUUUCCUGCAUUGUGAAGCUUGGGGGAAUUCCCGUUUCAACCUCCCAUCAACACCUGCACAGUAUGGUUAAAAAGAAGCAGGCCAGGUUAAACCAGACAUGAACCAGUGAACAGUGCUUGGAGGUUGCCUGGUAAUAAAUAGCAUAACCUUUUGUUUCAAAAUGAAGGAUUUUUUUUUCUUGUUUUGUGCAUGUCUUAAUUAAUAAGUGUACUAUGGGUUUUUAAUUCAGAUUUAAAUUUUAAGCUGACUAGCUGUGUGGUACGUGUGUUUUUGUGUCAGUGCUUGAGAGGGAAAUUCAGGGUGAAGGGGGAUUGAGUUUGUCCAAAAAAAUUACAGGUGUAAGAUUUGGGCAUUUGUCUCAACAUAUUAAAAUAGUGCCUACAGUUCUAAAGUACACUGUAGAGCAUUUUGGGACAUCCUAAAGGUGCAGUAGGAUUCACCAUUGGAUUUGUUAGUCCCCGUCUUUUAUGUAAGAUCCUUAGUUCGACAGAUAGGUGGUUACUGGGGUAACUGUGAUCAGCAGUUUUUUAAUGGAGAAAUCUGAGAGCCCUACUGAACUGUUCAAUGAGUGUUGACAAACUUAAAAGACAGCUUUUGUGAGGCUUGGAAACCUAUUACAGACUGCUGCAAAUGCUUGGCAGCAUUUAAGGGCUCACAUUUAUAGAACACCUUCCACAGCCAUGGAAUGGCUGGUAAAUUCAACUUUCUUUCUCUGUUAUUUUAUUGGAGGUACUUGGAUCUUUAAAUAAAAAUUACACAGAAAUAAAAACUACACAGAAAUAACAAGCCAAAGAAUCUUGUCAUCUGAUACUUGGUGUCUAUGGUGGGAGAUGCCCACAAUGGGCUGGAUCCUGCACAUUGGUCAACAGAAAAUUAUAUUCAAUGGGGCAUUCAGUGCCAAUCACAAGGGUGGUGCCCUUUUAGCUGAGCUCCUUCCAUCACAGACUGUUUAAAAAGUUGUCACUCAUGCAAAUGGCUGGGUGUCACCUGCAUUUGCGGUACAGUGCUCAGUCCAGAGGUCGAAGCACUGUUGACCCUCAACUAUUAACUCAGUGGUUAGUUCUUUCUCAGGACAGCACAAAGGACGGGCUGGUUGAUCUGUUGAGCCAAGGCCCUGUCUACCCUGUUUUGUAGAGUGACAGAAUCCCGUGUGCUUUUUUUUUAGCACAGCCAAACAACUCUGGAAGCUGCAGAUGCUGGAGUGUGAAACAAAAGCAAAAAUGCUGGAAGAAUUCAGCCAGUCAAGCAAUGCCUAUGGAAAGAGAAAUUCUUUAAUGUUUCAGAUCAGGGACCCUUCCUCAGAACAGAGUUCUGAUCCAAAUCUGAGGAAGGGCUCCUUACCCAAAACAUUGACUGGCUUCUCUUUCCACAGAUACUGCUUGACUGGCUGAUUUCUUGCAGUAUUUUCUAUUUUUGUUAGCCAGACAACUCUGCUCAUCCCACCCUGUGGUCAAUACUUAUCCCUUGCUAAUCUGAAAUAAAUCUGGUCAUUACCGUUUGAGGCACCAGUGCACAAGUUGCCUGCUGGUUCCCUACAUUGUUGUACCUUUUGUAGGGAGCUGUGGGAUGUGCUGAGGUUGUAAAAUGCAUUCCAGAAGUGGUGGUCCAUGUUAUGCCUGCCCUCCCCCCACUUUACCUUAGAAUGCCCAAUGAUUGCCUAAUGGAUUAAUCAGAUGAAAAGCUGAUGAUUUAUUCAAUAAAGGAAAGUUUGAGAGAUUCUCUUGUUAAUUAUUAAUCACAACCAAGUUCCUGCAAAACAUUUCCCUGUACUGAAAAAUAAUUCCCUGUUUACUAUUUACAAGCAAAUUCUGUGUGAUUUAUUAUACAAAUGGAACUAUGCAUGAUAAAGGUUUUGAAGCACAAGAUUUGAUCUUGCU